CACAAAACGUAUUGGAAUGGAAUUUGCUAGCUUGCCUUGUUGUGCGUGCUUUUGUUUCGUCUUUCGCUUCGCUUUCCGGUCUUUGGUCAUCGUACAAAAAUUAGCUUCUCUCUUCGUAAAAUCGUGAAUAUUUCGAGUCAGAAAUUAAUUUCUGUUUUAUUUUAGAAUUGAUAUAUUAUUCGUAAACUUUGCAGUCAAUAUGAGCAAAAGAAAUAGCGUCGUCAAGCAUGUGCACGAUGAGUAUAAAUUCCAGCACACCCGUACGGAAACUCGUGUCUACACCGAUAACAACAACCAGCGCCAUACCUAUGAAAAUAAGCAAAUUAGAACGGCCACUCAAGAAAGCUCAUCUAGCUCGCCUCGUUAUGCGAUUACAAACGGAAAUUCGGGAUCAGGCUCUCGUGCUGUGAGCAAUUAUUCGGGCAAUUCGGGUCCUCGCGAUCGAUCGACGUAUACUCAAACGUCGAAAUAUACCUACAGAGGUCCGAAUAAUGAGCGAUAUACGCAUUCGGAUCGUAAUUUCCAGUCAUCGAUUCAAAAAUCGUCGUACAAUCCGCCUCAACAAGUGACUUAUAGCACCGGCUAUGCCGCCGUAUGUUACGAUUCCGAUUAAUAGUUUCAAAUCAACGUGAAUUGAACAGUUGCAAACAAGGUACUGAUCGUUUAUUAUUAUUAUUCGUUAUUCCUCAGUUAUUAUGAUUAUUAUAAAAUAUCGUUCCAUUUUUUUUAUUUUUAUAUUAUUGUUUUCUCGACGACGAUUCCUUUGUGAUGUCGAACUUAUAUUGGUAUCUAAUUAGUAUUAUGUUGAAUUAUUUUUUUCCUCGAUCAUGUACCUCAAUUCACGUUUGUUCGUUUAAUUUAGUGUAACUUAAGCCAACGUUAACUCGUUAGAGAUCUGUUUUUUGCAUUUGAUAACUCUAAGUAUUAUAUUUGUAUUCAUUUUUUAUAUUAAUACAGUUAACGUUUCAGUUCAUGAAAUGAA
Messenger RNA from Planococcus citri (citrus mealybug), 982 nucleotides. RefSeq lists its product as uncharacterized. Bases 200 to 613 code for a protein of 137 amino acids. The transcript is spliced from 2 exons. NCBI's taxonomy places the organism in Eukaryota, Metazoa, Arthropoda, Insecta, Hemiptera, Pseudococcidae. The record is from RefSeq and is a predicted model, not a curated record.